This is a messenger RNA of Oryzias latipes (Japanese medaka), 2813 nucleotides long. It is a transcript of the gene pdp1, whose product is annotated as pyruvate dehydrogenase phosphatase catalytic subunit 1. Gene Ontology annotation, molecular function: cation binding; [pyruvate dehydrogenase (acetyl-transferring)]-phosphatase activity. The record is from RefSeq and is a predicted model, not a curated record. Lineage: Eukaryota; Metazoa; Chordata; Actinopteri; Beloniformes; Adrianichthyidae. Gene Ontology annotation, cellular component: mitochondrion. Gene Ontology annotation, biological process: protein dephosphorylation.
CGUCAGGUCUCGGCCAAUCAGCGCUAAGUGUGCGGUGCGGCGCUCAGAGAAACGAUGCAGAGUGGAGGGGUCGGCUUCAAGCCAUGCACUUAAAUAACUUAUCCACAUCCAGCAGUUAAGUGCACCGUAAGCAAUGCCUGUUACAUCUCAGCUGCUCAGGGGUUUGCCCCGUGCCAAGGUCUUUGCCUCCGGUCUGGUGCCAUGUCAACACAACCAGUCCCUUUUUUUUCCCGCCACUCACCGUCGCGCCCCAAGACAAACGUCCCCCAUCUUGGAAAAACAACAGCCAUCAAGAAGCUACCAAUCGUCCUCAGUGCUGUGCAGCUACAACCUCACUCCUCCUCAGGUCAAUUCCAUUCUGAAAGCCAAUGAGUACAGCUUUAAGGUUCCGGAGUUUGAUGGGAAAAACGUGUCAUCAGUUCUGGGUUUUGAAAGCAAUCAGCUUCCGGCUAAUGCUCCCAUCGAAGAUCGACGGAGUGCGGCGACGUGUCUGCAGACCCGAGGAAUGCUGCUGGGUGUGUUUGAUGGCCAUGCUGGCUGUGCUUGUGCUCAGGCGCUGUGUGAGCGGUUGUUCUACUACAUUGCAGUUUCCCUACUUCCCCAUGAUACCUUGUGUGAGCUGGAGGCUGCGGUGGAGGCGGGAAGGCCUCUCAGUCCCAUUCUGCAGUGGCACAAACAUCCCAAUGACUAUUUCAGCCGAGAGGCUCAGAAACUUUAUUUUAACAGCCUUCGAACAUACUGGCAGGAAUUAAUAGAUCUUACCAGCCCAGGAGAGAUUCCGGAAACCCGGGAGGCGCUGCUCAAUGCUUUCAAGAGGCUGGACAGCGACAUUUCACUGGAAGCUCAGGUUGGAGACCCAAAUGCAUUUCUUCACUACUGGGUUCUAAGAGUGGCCUUCUCCGGGGCGACGGCUUGUGUGGCUCACAUUGACGGGCACGACCUCUUCAUAGCUAAUGCAGGAGAUGCUCGGGCGGUGCUGGGAGUGCAGGAAGAGGAUGGCUCCUUCACUGCUCACACACUCUCCAAUGACCACAGCGCCCAAAAUGAAAGCGAGGUCGCUCGCAUACGAAGUGAGCACCCGCCAUCGGAAAGGAAGACAGUCAUACGUCAGGAUCGACUGUUAGGUCUGCUCAUGCCUUUUCGGGCAUUUGGUGACGUGAAGUUCAAGUGGAGUAUCGAACUGCAGAAGCGAGUUCUGGAGUCUGGACCUGAUCAGCUCCACGAAAAUGAGCACACAAAGUUUAUCCCCCCCAACUAUCACACACCCCCAUACCUGACUGCUGAGCCUGAGAUCACGCAUCACAGACUUCGACCACAGGAUCGAUUUAUGGUAAUCGGCUCAGACGGUCUGUGGGAGACCCUCCACAGGCAGGAGGUGGUUCGCAUCGUGGGGGAGUAUUUAACAGGAGUACAUCAGUGCCAGCCCCUCAAAGUGGGCGGCUACAAAGUCACUCUGGGACAAAUGCAGGGGCUACUGGAAGAGCGAAAGACCCGAAUGUCGUCGGCUUUCGAGGAUCAGAACUCUGCCACCCAUUUAAUGCGCCACGCGGUGGGAAACAACGAGUUUGGUACCGUGGACCACGAGAGGCUGUCAAAAAUGCUGUCACUGCCAGAGGAGCUGGCUCGCAUGUACCGCGAUGACAUCACCAUCAUCAUCACUCAGUUCAACCCUCAUGUGAUCGGAGCUCAGAGACAGGAAGGGCAGACCUGAGCUGUCGCCAACCACCUCUUGAGACGUUCACUCACACUUCUGCAGCGUUUUGUGCUGAAAAUUCAGUGCUCUUCUGUAGACAUGCAAAUGUGACACGGUACUCUGCCAUGACAUUUUAACACUUUUAAUAUAAAAAUGUAUCCUAAAGAAGUUUUUUUAAAUUAAGAGAUCUGUUAAAAACUAGAUCUAAAAAAAAACUAAAGGUUAUUUAUGCUGCUAGUCUUGCCUGGCAACUUUUAUCUCACACACUUUGCAAUGUUGCUGAAAUAUCAUUAUUACAGAUAUUUGUGUUUCAAAGCAAAAACCUUGUGUUUUUUUAAAGAUUCAGCUGGAUUGAAGUUACAAAAAUCCCUUCCAAGUAAGAAAAGGAGUCACCACAGAUUUUUACAGGUCUUUGUCCUUGGGGAUUUCUGUGCAAACUGCUACAUUUCUGCAUGCUCGUUAAUAAAUAUUUCCUCUUUAACGCUGAGAGGAAAUGUCAGUUUGCGAGUUGUAGAAUGAAUUAGAUCCAUGUUCACAAGAGAUCUGGUUUUGUUACAAAAAAAAGUUAAACCACAUCAUUUUUGAGGUUACAAAUAUUUAUUUUGACAUAAACACGCACAAAUGCUUGUAAGUUGAUGAGUCACUGAUAUGUUUCUAUGUUAAAGCUGUUCACAGAAAGACAAACCGUUUGAGUUGUCAGAAAUGAAUCUUGGAUUGGUGCAGUGUUUUGUCACUUGCAGAAGCCUUAUGGAAGUGAGUUAUUAGUCUUUUUUGCGUUAUGCAACACUGCGUUGGCCGCCUGCUCCUGCUGAGGCUCUGCGCUGCUGCUUUUCCAAAUAUUUUGAAGGUUAAAAGAGAGUCAUCAGUUUUCCUGACGGGUCUUUUGCUACAUGUUUCUUUUGGCUUGGGGUUUGGUUUUUCUCCACAGCGGUGGUUCAAUACCAUUUGAAUUUUGAUGCUCAACAGUUACUUAUAAAUCACAGGGUCGUGACUGCUAAAGGGUAUUUCAGGCCAGGUGUGUAUUUGAAAUUUGUUUUAGCUUUGGAUAUUAAUUAAUUAUCUAUGUUAUGCAUUUCCCUGUAUAUGUAAAUAAAUGAAUGAAUAAAACAUUUAACAAGUA